Silurus meridionalis is the source of this 8285-nucleotide messenger RNA. RefSeq names its product teneurin-3. The record is from RefSeq and is a predicted model, not a curated record. NCBI's taxonomy places the organism in Eukaryota, Metazoa, Chordata, Actinopteri, Siluriformes, Siluridae. Gene Ontology annotation, biological process: signal transduction; neuron development; heterophilic cell-cell adhesion. Gene Ontology annotation, cellular component: neuron projection; membrane. Gene Ontology annotation, molecular function: cell adhesion molecule binding; protein homodimerization activity; protein heterodimerization activity.
UCCUCUCCUCUUCCUCCUCUUCACCUCUUCCUCCUCUUCACCUCUUCCUCCGCGCUGCUCGGUCAACUUUGGAAGUUUAUUUCCGUCCAGAACCGCGAUGGAGACGUGAAGUCGGGGUCGAGGACGAGUGAAAAAAAAAAAAACGCCGGACGAGCGGAAAAACGCAGCGAAGGAGAAAAGACGAGUUGCAGCAUGAAGAGAUCAGGAAGGUGAACGAGCGACGGCUGCACUCUUCCCUCAGGGAGUGGAUGGAACGAGGGAGAGGAGGGCAGAGAGAAGAGGAGAGCAAGGACGGAAGGAUGGAGAGAUUUGGGAGGAAGGUGUACAGCUCAAGCGACACUCUGAAGGCCUUUGAGAAUCAUCACGUGAUGGAAACGAACUCUGGAGAGAUGCUGAGCAAACACACAGCAGCUCAGUCGUUGUCGCUGCAUCAGUUGGGGAUUUGUGCUGCAGCUCCUCGCCACGGCCUGAGCUUUUGUGCCGAAACCGGCCUGGACCAUCGCAUCCAGAGUGCAGGGGGUGUCUCCUUUUCUCCGGACUGCACCAUCGGCUUGUGGGACAGGGGGAUUAACGUGCACGGACGUGACUCCCGAAUGUCCAGUCGUUCCAACUCGGCCCUGACGCUCACAGACACGGAGAACGACGGCAAACCGGAACACGAUGCUGACCUGCUGUCCAGCCAGCGAGCCCCGCCCCCUCCGGCUCCAAAUCAGCAUAAACAGCACCUGUCAAUCAACCGGCAGCUGACCAAUCAGAAGUUCCCGAGUGCAUCGGAGUGUGUGCAGCUGCAGGAGAACUGGGUUCUGGGCACAAGUGUGGGUCUGCAGAGCAGGCACUUCCUGUUAAAGACAGGUACUGGCUCCGCCUCUCUCUUUGCCACACCCACUCCAGGCUACACCAUGGCAACAGGGGCGGUUUACUGCCCACCAACACGCCCCUUUCUCCGAAACAAGUUACCAAGGGGCGCGUUUCAAUUCAACAAAUCACCAAAACACUGUUCCUGGAAGUGCACUGCUCUGAGUGCAGUUGGCGUGGCUACACUUCUGUCAAUCAUGCUCUGCUACUGCAUAGUGAUGCAUGUGUUUGGACUUAACUGGAAGCUGAAGGAUGUUCACACACACACAUUUGAGAAUGGUGGUGUUUCUUCAUUCAGCAGCGCAGCUCCCUCUCUCAGCACACACGGCAGAACUGACCCUGGGCAGGACACGGGGCAGGUGCAGGUGGGGCAGCAGGUGAGUUACUCUGUGAUCCCGGGGCUUUUCUGGAGAUUAAACAUCAUCCUGGAGCAACCAAAGCACCUCAAAUUCAACAUCUCCAUCCAGAAGAACGCUUUGAUAGGAGUAUAUGGGAGGAAGGGACUCGCACCCUCACACACACAGUAUGACUUUGUGGAGCUGCUCGAUGGCAGUCGUCUGGUUUCCCGGGAUGCAGAGGUUCCCAGGGACGGUGUGGAGAGCCCGGUCAACAUUCACUGUGCUGGAUUUAUUCAGUAUCUUCAUGAUGGAGUUUGGCAUCUCGGUUUUUAUAACGAUGGACUGAAUCAGGAACCAGUUUCAUUCAACACUACAGUUCUGGAUUCAGUAACUGAGUGUCCACACAACUGUUACGGAAAUGGAGAAUGUGUCUCUGCCUCCUGUCGCUGUUUCCCAGGAUUCCUCGGGCCGUACUGCUCUCAGGCUGCAUGCCCUGUACUGUGCAGUGGUAAUGGAGAUUACAGCAGGGGGCGCUGUCACUGUUACAGCGGCUGGAAGGGGACGGAGUGUGACGUCCCCGUGACUCAGUGUGUGGACUCUGAAUGUUCAGGACACGGCGUGUGUGUGUCUGGAGUGUGUGUGUGUAACCGCGGAUACAAAGGCGACAACUGUGACGUGGUGGACUGUUUGGAUCCGUCCUGUUCGGAUCACGGUUCUUGUUUUCACGGUCGGUGUCACUGUUUUGUGGAAUGGACCGGAUCCAGAUGUGAAUCUCAGGUGUCUGAUUGUUCCGAACACUGCUCAGGUCGAGGGAUUUCAGAGAUCAAGUCGUGCGAAUGCGAACCCAACUGGACCGGACCGAACUGCUCCAGCGAGGUGUGUGUUACAGACUGUGGGCCGCACGGUGUGUGUGUUGGUGGUGUGUGUCGCUGUACAGACGGCUGGUCAGGGGUUCGGUGUGAGGAGGAGGAGUGUGAACCACGCUGUGGGGAACAUGGUGUGUGUCGUGAAGGUCAGUGUGUGUGUCAUCAAGGCUGGACGGGAGAACACUGUAACAUCGCUCACUUCCUGGACGGUAAAAUCAAAGAAGACUGGAUAGGAUACAGAGACAGUUGUCCCGGUCUGUGUAAUGGUAAUGGUCGGUGUGUUCUGGAUCAGAACGGAUGGCACUGUCUCUGCCAGCCCGGGUGGAGGGGAACAGGAUGUGAUGUUGCCAUGGAAACUGUUUGCGCAGACGGAAAAGACAACGAAGGAGACGGUCUGACGGACUGCAUGGAUCCGGACUGCUGCGUUCACUUGUCCUGUCAGGAACAGAUUUACUGCCAUGGAUCACCCGACCCUAAAACCAUGUCCCCUCAGCGACCUUUAACCCCCACCAUGACCUUUUAUCAGAGAGUCAGCUUUCUGAUCGCAGCAGGAGGAACUCAGCGGCUUCCUGCAAAAAACCCGUUUAACAGCAGUCUGGUAUCUGUGGUUCGAGGUCAGGUGAUCACGGAGGAUGGGACGCCGCUGAUUGGAGCGAACGUUUCAUUGCUGCAUGACACUGAGCAUGGAUACACCAUCACACGGCAGGACGGCAUGUUUGAUUUGUUGGUAAACGGCGGCUCGUCUCUGACUCUGAGUUUCACUCGCCCGUUUCCCAUCAUGCACCACUCCGUGUGGUUGCCAUGGCGAGUAUUUCACGUGAUGAAUCGGUUGGUGAUGUGGCUGGAGGAAAAAGACACGCCCACGUGUAAACUCGGUGAUCUUGUAAGACCCUCCCCAAAAAUUGUGACCUCGCCUCUGUCGACCUUCUACAGCUCGAGCCCGGAGGCCACGCCCAUCAUACCUGAGACACAGGUUCUCCACGAGCAGACGUCGGUCCCUGGCAGCGAUCUGAACCUGGUGUAUCUGAGCUCUCGUGCGUUUGCGUAUAAACCGGUCCUGAGAGUCAUCAUGACCGAGUCCACCGUUCCCUCGGGUCUCGCUAAAGUGCACUUGAUGGUAGCUGUGGAGGGAAGAACGUUCCAGAAAGAGUUUCCAGCAUCUGCGAGACUUUCUUUUACCUUCAUUUGGGAUAAAAACGAUGCUUAUGGACAGAAAGUGUACGGCCUGGCUGAGGCUGUGGUGUCUGUGGGCUUUGAGUAUGAGUCGUGCCUCAGUGUGGUCCUCUGGGAGAGGAGAAGUUCCACACUGCAGGGGUUCGAGGUGGACGCCUCCAACAUGGGCGGCUGGUCCCUGGAUAAACACCACGUCCUGGAUCUACAGAGCGGGAUUCUGUAUAAAGGAAAUGGUGAGAACGUGUUCCUGUCCCAGCUGCCCCCAGUCAUCAGCACCAUCAUGGGAAAUGGACGGAGGAGAAGCAUUUCCUGCCCCAGCUGCAAUGCCCCGGCUGGAGGUAACAAGUUGCUCGCUCCUGUGGCACUGGCAUGGGGCAGAGAUGGAAGUCUGUAUGUGGGAGAUUUCAACUACAUCAGACGCAUUGAUCCUACAGGAAAUGUUACCAGCAUUAUGGAGCUCAGUAAUAACCCGGCUCAUCGCUACUACCUGAGCUCGGACCCGGUGACGGGGCGGCUGUAUGUCUCCGACACCAACUCACGGAGGAUUUACAGACCCCGCGUUCUCUCCGGCGAGGUGGAACCCCAGGCAAACGUCGAUGUCGUAGCAGGAACCGGAGAUCACUGUCUUCCUUUCGAUGAGAAUCAGUGUGGAGAUGGAGGACCAGCUUCUGAAGCCCUACUCACAGGACCUAAAGGACUCGCGGUGGAUAAAAACGGUCUGAUCUACUUCGUGGAUGGAACAGUGAUCCGGAGAGUGGACCGAAGCGGAAUCAUUACCACCAUCCUGGGGACUAACGACCUCGCUUCAGCUCAACCUCUCAACUGUGACUCUGCUACAGACCUCCAGCAGGUUUCGUUGGAGUGGCCGACAGAUCUGGCCGUCAGUCCGAUGGAUAAUUCCCUCUACGUGCUGGACAGCAGUGUGGUUCUGAGGAUUACGGAGGAAGGGCAGGUCCGUGUCGCAGCAGGACGUCCUCUUCACUGCCCGCUGGCCGUCUCUGAUUUUACAGUAAGCGAGCCUCAGCGUGCUACACGCGUUCAUCUGGAGUCUCCGAGCGCCAUCGCCGUGUCCUUCACCGGAACACUGCACAUCGCAGAGACGGACGAACGGAAAAUGAGUCGCAUCCGCAGCGUGGCACCGAACGGCGAGAUCACACGCCUCGCCGGGUCUCUGUCCGACUGCGACUGCAAAACCGAUGUUAACUGCGACUGCUACCUCACAGGUGACGGUUUCGCUAAAGACGCUCGUCUCAACGCACCUUCGUCUCUCGUCGCAGCUCCGGACGGAACGCUGUAUGUAGCCGAUCUCGGAAACAUCCGUAUCCGCGCGAUCGCGACUAACAAGCCGCAGCUGAAUGCACAAGGCCUGUAUGAAGUGGCUUCUGCUGCUGAACAGGAAGUGUACAUGUUUGACUCGAACGGAACGCACCAGCACACCGCUAACCUCAUAACCGGAGACUUUAAAUACAACUUCAGCUACAGCAACGACGGAGAUCUCACCUCCGUCACCGAUUGCCAUGGAAACACGCUACGCAUCCGGAGAGACGCUAACCGGCAGCCGGUGCGAAUCGUAGCUCCUGAUAACCAGGUGGUCUGGAUGAACGUCGGCUCCAACGGGGCUCUCAAAAGUCUGGGAACGCAGGGGCGGGAUCUCCUGAUGCUCACCUACCAUGGCAACAGUGGUCUCCUAGCAACCAAGAGCACCCCCAAUGGAUGGACCACUUUCUAUGAUUACGAUAGUGAAGGUAAACUGACGAACGUGACUUUUCCCAGUGGUGUGGUGAUCAGUCUGCUCGCUGACACUGGCGUCGUCUCCACCGUGGAAAUGGGAAACUCAGAGAGAGAAGAAGAAUCGUGGAUUACGGCAAACAGGACGGAGAUUCAGACGCUCGUCACGCUGCAGCAGGAUCAGUUGAAGACGAGUUACGUGGUGGGAUACGACGCUUCUCUGUGGGUUUCCUAUGCAAACGGACUGAACGCUCAUUUUCAAACCGAACCUCACAUCCUGUGUGGCGCGUCGUCUCCUACGGUGGCUCGGAGGAACGUCACGCUUCCAGACGACACGGGACAGAACCUGGUGGAGUGGCGUUUCAGAAAAGAACAGACUCGCGCUAAAGUCACGGUCUUCGGACGCAAACUAAGAGUGAACGGUCGGAACAUCCUGUCUGUGGAUUAUGACCGCACACUGAAAACCGAGCGGAUUUACGACGAUCACCGCAAAUUCCUGCUGAAAAUCAGUUACGAUGUAACAGGACUUCCUGCCGUGUGGACGCCAAGCAGCAAGUUACUGCCGGUGAACGUGAGCCGGAGGAGCAACGGGCAGCUGAGCGCCAUCCAGUGGGGAUCCGUGGUAAAGCGAUUCGAACACGACGAACAAGGACGCGUUCGCACUCAAGUGUUUCCUGACGGCAAGACAUGGAGCUACACGUACCUGGAGAAGUCCAUGGUGCUGAUCCUGGCCAGUCAGCGGCAGUUCACCUUCGAGUACGACUCCGACGGAGAGCUCUCUGCCGUUAUCCUGCCCAGCGUCGCACGCUACAUCAUGACAACGAUUCGCUCCGUGACCUAUUACCGGAAUCUUUAUCACCCUCCGGAAAGCAACGCGUCUGUAGCUGUGGACUACGGCGAAGACGGACGGCUUCUCCGAACGCUCCGGACAGGAAUGGGACGCAGAGUGAUUUAUCGAUAUCGAUGGAACAACAAACUAGCCGAAGUCGUGUACGAUAGCACACGUGUCAGUUUCACAUACGACGAAACGAUUGGCGUGUUAAAGACUGUGAACCUGCAAAGUGAAGGCUUCAUUUGCACCAUUAGAUACAGACAACUCGGCCCCCUAGUGGACAGACAGAUAUAUCGCUUCAGCGAAGAUGGGAUGGUGAGCGCAAGAUUUGAUUACGCGUACGACGGAAAUCUUCGCGUGAGCAGCGUUCAGGGAGUGAUCAACGAGACGCCACUGCCCAUCGACCUCUACCAGUACGACGAUAUUUCUGGGAAAGUGGAGCAGUUUGGGAAGUUCGGUGUGCUCUACUACGACAUCAAUCAGAUCAUUUCCACAUCCGUUAUGACGUACACUAAACAUUUCGAUGGCCACGGACGAAUCCGGGAGAUCCAGUACGAGCUUUUCCGGACACAGCUCUUCUGGAUCGCAAUUCAACACGAUGAUGGGCGAGUCGUAUCAAGAGAGAUGAAAAUCGGACUUGCAAAUGCUACAAAAUACAGCUAUGAGUACGGCGUGGAUGGCCAGCUGCAGACUGUCUACCUGAACAAGAAACCAACAUGGCGGUAUAGCUACGAUCUAAACGGGAACAUCCACCUGCUUAGCCCCGCAAUCGGCGUGCGGAUCCUCCCGCUACGCUACGAUCUCCGCGAUCGCAUCACUCGACACGGAGACCUUCAGUACGAGCUGGACGAGGACGGAUUUCUCCGUCAGAGAGGAGCAGAAGUCUACCAUUACAACUCGAACGGACGCCUGGAGCGCGUUUAUAGCAAAUCCGCUGGCUGGCACGUUCAGCAUCGCUACGACGGCUUGGGAAGGAGGAUUUCCACUAAGUCCAGUUUGGGGCAGUUCCUGCAGUUUUUCUAUGCGGACCUGAGCUUCCCGAGCCGCAUCACACACAUCUACAACCACUCCAGCACAGAGAUCACCUCACUGUACUACGACCUCCAGGGCCACGUGUUCGCCAUGGAGAUCAGUAGCGGAAAAGAGUUUUACAUUGCCUGUGACAACACCGGAACGCCGCUAGCGGUUUUUGGGAGCGACGGAGCUCUUUUGAAGCAGAUACACUACACAGCGUUCGGAGAAGUUUAUUCCGAUUCGAACCCUGAUCUCCAGAUCGUACUCGGGUUCCAUGGCGGUCUCUACGAACCUCUGACUAAGCUCGUUUAUUUUGGGGAAAGGGAUUACGACAUCAUCUCCGGCCGCUGGACCGCUCCGGAUAUCAGGUUAUGGGAAACGCUUGGGAAAAACCCAGCACCUUUUAACCUCUACACGUUCCGUAACAACGAUCCCAUCAGCAAGGUUCAGAAUGUGGAGGAGUUUCUUACAGAUGUGAACACCUGGCUGGUUAUUUUUGGGUUUCAUCUCCACAACAGCAUUCCGGGAUUUCCAGUUCCUAAAUCUGGAAUCACUCGAGUGUCAUAUGAACUGGAGGAGAGUGAAAUUUGGGACAAUCUUCCGGCUGUUGGAGUUCAGCAGCAGGUCCUGCGUCAGGCCAAAGCGUUCCUGGCAUUAGAUUGGAUGCCUCCAUCUCGCAGACUGCCCAGACCCUGACCCUGGCUCUGGUUCUCUCCGGGCGAGUCUCUGUUUGGGCGUGGCAUCAUGGUGGCGCUGUACAAAGGCAUGGUUAUUACCCACGCUCUCAGCAUCGCUAAUGAAGACAGCAUCAAAGUUGCUAAUAUCCUCAACGGAGCUCUGUACCUGAAAGAUCUUCAUUUCACACUGGACGGAUAUGACACGCAUUACUUUGUCAAAUCGGGAGCUCCGGAAAUGGACCUGGCUGCGCUCCGGCUGGUGACGGGACGUAAGCAGCUGGAGAACGGCGUGAACGUGAGCGUGUCCCAGUCCACGGCGGCGAUGGGCGGACGCACGCGGCGUUUCGCUGAUGUGGAGCUGCAGUGCGGCAUGCUAACCCUCCACGUGCGCUACGGAGCCUCUCUGGACGAAGAGCGGGCUCGAGUGCUGGAGUUAGCGAGACAGAGGGCGCUGGCGAGCGCAUGGGCCCGGGAGGCGCGCUGCAUACGGGACGGAGAGGCGGGGACUCGUCUGUGGACAGAGGCAGAGAAGAGGCAGUUACUUAAUGCGGGACGAGUGCAGGGAUACGACGGCUAUUACGUCCUCUCUGUGGAACAAUAUCCGGAAUUAUCCGAUAGCAGGAACAACAUCCAGUUCCUCAGACAAAAUGAGAUCGGAAAAAGGUAGCAAAGAACUCUUCACCUGCCAGGAAUUAUUUAUAUGCACUUAUACGGUCAGGUUCUAAACUCUGAGUGCACUACACACACACACUGAGGCUGUGUCUCAUUGUAUCACACACAACACACACACACUGAGGCUGUG